Molecule: messenger RNA, 1244 nt
Organism: Lymnaea stagnalis (great pond snail)
Lineage: Eukaryota; Metazoa; Mollusca; Gastropoda; Lymnaeidae
Source: the annotation of a GenBank genome assembly
GAUGAUACAACGUGUACAUCUCUUACAGGUUCUAGUUUCUCCCUUGAUGUCACAUGGGCUUCUGAGAUCUACUUCACUUGGUUGAGGAUUAUAGUCGGCAAUGGUGGUAAUUGAAUUUAUUUUUAUACCUUCGAUUAAUUUUUAAGUUCUCAUUAUCUUGCUUAUUAUUUAUUGAGUUACUUAUUUUAAUGUUUUUAAUUGUAUAUUUUCAUGGACAAUAAAGUCACUUAUAAUAAAUUAUUUUUUCUGUCCUGCAUGUUUAGAAUUACAAACAGAAAGUAUUUCAAUAAAGUUUCCCGAUGACGUCACAACACAAAAUGUGAAAUGUAAAAAUGUCUUUGUGGACAAAAUAACAAUGGACAUUUAUUGCAACAAUUCAAAACCUAUACAAGGAAUUGUCUUGAAUGGAUCGUCAGUUAACACAUUAUGUUCACUUUAUAUCAGCAAAGGUAACAUUUUAUAAUAAAGCAUAAUUUUAAAUAAUUAAUCCAUCACUGUAGCGCUCGAUGGAAUCAUCCUCAACAAAUUUUAAAUAAUUAGUAAAUAUUUUUUUUUUCUUUAAAUAUAAAAGUGCAUUUUUUACAUGAAAAUGAAUGGUAUUUAAUAACCGAGACAAAUAAUAACUAAUAAUAAAUUUGAUUAAUUUAUUGACACAUAUUUUGAUACAUUUUUAUUCCAUUUUUAUUCCAUUUGUAUAUACAGAAAAUAUUAAAAAAUUGUUCUGUAUAUAUUUUUUUCAUUAUGAAACAACUACUUAAGACGAAAUAUAUAUCUUAAAAGGUUCUAAUUUUUGUUAAGAUUGAACUGAGUAAAGCUUUGAAAUAUAGUCCAUAAAAAUGUAUAGCUUUUUUAUAAUAAAAGGGCUAUGUCAACUGAUAUAUUAAUGUGCGCUUUUUACAGACGCCACGAAAAUAGUUUGUACAAAGUAGUGGUGUAAUUAAGGAAGAAAAGAUCAUUGAAAUUAAAGCCACGAUAACUCAAAAUAUAAAAUUAACUCGUUUGUUUUAAAAUUAAUUUUAUCCGCAGGGCGAAAUGUUGCUUUAAAACAGCCAACAACUCAAACAUCAAAUUACUCUGACUCAAUGUACCAUGCAAGCAACGCUGUAGAUGGUAAUAGUAGUUGGGAUAACGGCGGCUUUUGCACACAUACUAAUAGCGAGUCAGCUCCGACGUGGACGCUAUCUUUUAAAUCACUUGUUACAGUGUCAAGUUACACAAUCUACAACCGAGUUCAAAGUAAGUAG